Aspergillus luchuensis is the source of this 681-nucleotide messenger RNA. RefSeq lists its product as uncharacterized. The record is from RefSeq and is a predicted model, not a curated record. Bases 1 to 681 code for a protein of 226 amino acids. The transcript has a single exon. Lineage: Eukaryota; Fungi; Ascomycota; Eurotiomycetes; Eurotiales; Aspergillaceae.
AUGGAAUAUACUCAGGCACGCCGCAUCAAUGUGGAACUCGUCCGGAAAAUCAGCACGUCAGAAGACGAAAUACUAGCAGAUAAAAUCGACUUUGACCUGAACAUGGACAGUGUGCAUCAGUGGUACGUUCAAGUUAGGGAAAAGCUCAAGAAAUGGCAUUUACAAGACCUUGUCAAUCUAAAACUCCCUUAUCCUCCUAAGGACGAUUCCUCCACCUGGGAGAACUGGAAAUAUCUAUCAAAUUGCGUCAAAAUCUACAUACUUCACAACAUACCAAAGGGGUAUAUCUUCGAUCCUCGCUUUACGCCGCAGGCCACGAAAUACGCCGACGUCCUAUUUGAGACAUGCCUCAAAAUCGCCUCGACUCCCAUUGCUAAAAAUUUGGUGAUACGGUACAGGGGUUUGAUGGACUUUAGCCAAAGCGCUCCCCAUGUUUUAUACAAGGAUGACGUUGAGUUGUUGGCAAGAAUAAUUUCAUCGUGCAACGAGCUCGAUCCAACGUUUAUCUCGCCUCUUCAGGCUACUUGCAUUCUGCUUUCGCGACUCUCAAAGCGAAACUCUGAAGGUGCUAACUACGCGCACAUCGUCUAUGCAAGGACUACCCCCGAGGAAGUCUCGAAUAUGACCUGGGACGACUUCAACAAGCUUUGGGAGGAGCUUUUGCAUAUGGGGAUUCCUUGA